Molecule: messenger RNA, 1796 nt
Organism: Belonocnema kinseyi
Lineage: Eukaryota; Metazoa; Arthropoda; Insecta; Hymenoptera; Cynipidae
Exons: 2
Coding region: 1028-1759 (243 amino acids)
Source: RefSeq, a predicted model, not a curated record
CACAAAAUGAAGAAACGGGGACUUAAUUCACUUCGUUUUUUUAUGAAUCGAAAAAUAAAUCAUGAUUAAAAAUUCCACAAACAUGGUUAUGUUAUUUGAAAGUCCUUGACUGCGUAUAUUGUGAGGUUUGCUGGUUAUUUGCUAAUAGAGGCUGUGCAAGUUAUAAGCCAGCUUGGGUGGAUGGAAUACGGAACUGGCCUAAAUUGAGUAACAAAAUUCUCGAUUACGAAAAAUUGAAGAUUCACUGCAACGCUUGCAUAAUAUACGAAUCGUGGCGGUCGAAUAAAUUUCCAAUUGAUAAAGAUCUUGAGGAUCUAAUUCUCCAAGAAAAAUCUUUCUGGUGCAAAGUUCUUGGCCGAAUCAUGAAUAUAAUUCUCACCUUGGCUACAUGCAACCUUUCAUUUCGAGGACAUCGCGAGGUCAUUGGUGAUUCUGGAAAUAAUGGAAACUUUUUAUCAAUCGUCGAAUUUCUGGCGGUAUAUGACCCUGUUUUGAAAGAACUUAUCACGAACCUUGAUAAUUCCAUGCGAUACCUGAGCCCUAAAAUUCAAAAUGAAAUAAUUGGCCUUCUAUCUAGGACUGUGGAAGAUGAAAUCGUCAAAAAUAUCCAAGGAGCGCCAUUUUUUCCAUCAUAACGGAUACAACUCAAGAUAUAGCUAUAAUUUACCAAAUGAGUCAAAUUUUUAGAUAUGUGAGAAUUAUCAAGGAUACAAUGAGUGGAAUUUACAACAGUGUUCAGAAAAAAAUUCUUGAUAGAGAAGAAAAAGCUACUUAUGUCCAUUGUGCAGAGUAUAGACUCAAUCUUGUUCUUAAUGCUUCCUCGAUGGGUGCAAUACCUGAAGUCCGAAAAUUCUGGGAAUUAAUUGAGCGAAUUUACGUUUUUUUCACAAACAGUAUACAAAGAUGGGAGUUAUUAUCGACUUUUCUUUCCGAAAUUUCUUCGUUGAAACUAAAACGACUCUUUCCAACUCGAUAAUCGUCCUGGAACAAUUCUUUACAAGCUGUUUCAUUCAGGUUUUGUGAUAUUAUGAAGGCGCUGUCCAAAAUCAUCCUUAUAAGUAAUUCGACUACCGAGCGAAAGGAAGCGAGCUAUCUACGUAAAGAGAUGGAAAAUUUAGAAUUUGUUUUUCAAGUUGUUUUGCACACAAAAGUUCUGACAACAACAAACCUGGUUACAAAGGCUCUCCAAAAGCGAGACGUUGACCUUUCUCAAGCAAAUGUUUUACUCGAGCAAGCUUAUCAAGAACUACGAGAAUUCCGAAACGACUACGAGAUAGCAACAUCACAGGCGAUCAAACUAAGUGCUGAUUGGAGAGUCAAGGCUGAGUUGCAGAACAAGCAGAUCAAGAAAACCAAGAAAUAUUUCGAAGAAUUGUGUGAAGAUGAAAGACUAUCUGAUGAAGAAGCACGAUUCCGGGUAAAUAUUUUCCAUGGAUGUCUUGACAUCAUUUGCAAUCAAUUACUAAAUCGGUUUGAAAGUUUGAAGAACGUUAUCAAAAAUUUUCGAGUGCUCCAACCUAAAGAAUUGACAAAAAUGAAGGAUCAAGAACUCUACAGGGCAGCUGUGAUACUUGCGGAUACUUAUGCUGAAGACAUUAAUGACAAAUUUCCUGAACAGCUGGUAUCUCUUCGAUCAUGUCUUAAAAAACGAAUUGAAAAACUCAGUUCUGUCAAGCAACUUGCAGAUUUGUUCAUUAUUGAAAAUGCUGCUUUAUCUACGAGUUUUAAAGAAGUUUGCACAGCUUUGAUUAUUGAUUAAAAAUCAUUAAAACUUAUCUUCGAAGUACCAUGGGCCA